UGCAUUUAUCAGCAAUGCCUAUUCGAAUCGGUCCUACUUUAAAUUAGGUACCGAAACUGCAGGAGAAAUAAUAAUAGAUAAUAGAUAAGUGUUUGCAAUGUAGUUGCAUGAAUCAAAGUUGCGCGUAUGUUUUUGUAUAUGUAUGCGUUCGGUGGUUCGAUGGGCUUAUCGAACUUUUGUUAUGUGUAAAUUGUUGUACUGUACAUAUUUAAACGAUGAAGCCAGUAGUGUUAACAUGUUGUAUUUAAUCGUAUCUACGUAAAAUGUUCGGUAUUUAUUUCGAUUCAAAGUGUUUUUUUUUUAUUCAAAUUAUCGAAGAAGUUUUUUUGAUUUGUGAAGAUUGCGAAUAAUAAGCAUAUUUUCGUUCGCGUAUCAUGGUUCUGCCAGAUCGAUCAAAGGAAAGCGAUUAUGCGAGUGAAAAUUGGUACCGGUACACCUUUGGUUAUAAACUGGAAGAUUACAAUCCUGAUAAAGUAGAAGAGAGACCGACCUCGGCGCCUACCUUGCAAAAGAUAGCUACCGUGAAGGCGGCAAUCGCUUUAUGGAAUCGUGCCUGUGUCGAGAUAGGAGGAUUUACCACACAAGCUGAGCCACGUCUUCGGUCACCUAUGUUAUUCGAGAUAUUCCUUUGGGUAGACUUAGUAUUACCUGUACCGAAGUCGAUUGCGAAUUCCAUCCAGAAUUAUGUAAGAAGAAUAGAUGAGACCGUGCGAACCUGGGCUUGCCACAUCUCCGAAGCUGUAUUUCUUAACAAAUAUGAACUAAAAAAGGCAUACGAGCACGUCAACUGUAUUUAUUGGAAUUCGAACGAGACAAUCAAUUUGCUAGAAACUGCUCGAAAUUUAUUAAAAUCCGACAAAUUGAACACUGUCGACAAGUUUCACGUGGCAAGCACGUAUUGCUUGCAAGAAGAAGUCGAGAAAAUAUGGCAGACGUUCGAGACGAUUGACCGUUUAUUCGAUGGUGUCCACGAGCCUCAUCAGUUAAGUUUGUAUUGGGCUGGCAAAUUCGAUAAGUCACUACCAGAGGAUGAAAAUCUUACACCUAUCAAUGUGUUAAACGCCUUAGACAUGCGUGUUUCCAACUGGCCAGCGAUCGAAUACAUCUUCAAUCAAUUGAAUAGCGAGCAACAAGUUACAAAAGCUGUUGAUUUGAUCGAAAAGUUUGGCUUACGUUAUCAAAAAUUAAUAUUGAUGAAAUUGAACGAAUCUCAACGUGUUUCGGUGUUUGAAAAAUACUUUAUUAUUAUCGUACCCAAUUACGCCAAUUCCAAAGAUAACGAUGAAGAAGAUGCCAUUUUUGAAUCGUGGUACGAAUUUCGAAAUUUUAUUACUGGAGCUCAAUUCGGUAACUUAAUCAGCGUGCUGUUGCUCGACCAAGUGAAAGAGUCGAUUAUAAUUGAACUAUGGAACACUGCUCCAGAUUAUAUAAAGAACUAUAGUAUAUUAAAUUCCAGUGAUUAUGUGUUCUUCCAAAUCAUAUUAAGACAAUUGCAGUACGUCAUGUACAUGGAAUCACAUCUCUUCAAUUUAAUAUCAUCGGUGUUGUCGUACUGCGAUUCUGUCGAUACGAGUAUCAAACGAAAAGUUACGAAGGCACGGUUCUUCAUUGUAAUAUGCCUGAAAUUAUGUCGUCGCAGAGAUUUGGAAUUGCUUGACGGAUUGUUGAGUUUAUUCCAUGUCGAUGCUGCAGAAUCGACCGAAUACAAGCAAUUUCUCGUCAGUAGCUCUUACUUCAACAUAAAAUGUCAAAGGUUGAUAACCCGUCGUCACUUUGACUCGCUCUUCAGAUUACUUGAUUUCCGCUCCUCAAUUCUUACCGAUUCUUCAUCGACGCAAUUCCUGCGUAAAAUGUUAUCUGAGAAUAUGCAGGUUCUCAAUAACUGGUGUUUAAAGUGCUACUCUGUCGGAAAUUUGAAAUAUUUGAAUGCUGACCUGGCUCCACUCCGGUCAUCGUAUCCAGAAAUCGUUUCCGAGUAUAAAAAAAAUCUCCUCUUGUCGGACGAAGGUUUGCAAAUGUGUGUAAAUCGUUUUGUUUCCAAGGACCUUAUCCUGCCAAGAAUUAUUGCCGAUGGUUUACCGAUCGAUUUAGCGGCGGAAUUCAAAAGAAAAAUCAUUUCUUCACCCCAGGCCAUCGAUAAACUGAAGAGAAUGAUGGUGAAGAAACGAUCCAAUACUGCGAUGAAAUUGAUAGACUGGUAUAUCGAAUCGGAAAGUGAUAGGAAAACGUUUAAGCAAGCUAUUGAGGAUGCUGUAAGGGAAAUGACACCUCAGGAACGUGUCCUAAUUUAUUAUUGAACAUUUUAUAAAUGUGGUUUUUUUUUUACUGUUCCUAUAAUCGGCGUGUAUCGAAUUUAGUUACCAAGUAUACGUAUUCGUUUGUAAUUACAUACUGGUAUUUUUUGUUUUUAAAUUCAUUUUACCCAAUUUAUUGACGUUUUAGCUAUCGUCCGUCAAUUUUAUUGUUUAUAACUUACUUAUUUUUUAAUUUUUUUUUUUUUGGGGGGGGGGUAUUUAUAAGUAGUUACUAGAUUAUUAAUACCCUUCUAGGGUUUUCAUGUAUUCGAGAUCUCCAAAGCGAGAAAACUUAUUAGAUAGGUACCUACUUAUUAUUGUUGAAUUAAAAUACUUAUUGAAAAACAAAUGAUAGUGCUAAUAAAUCAAUGAUAAUUGC
Messenger RNA from Planococcus citri (citrus mealybug), 2673 nucleotides. RefSeq lists its product as uncharacterized. The record is from RefSeq and is a predicted model, not a curated record. Bases 375 to 2297 code for a protein of 640 amino acids. The transcript is spliced from 3 exons. NCBI's taxonomy places the organism in Eukaryota, Metazoa, Arthropoda, Insecta, Hemiptera, Pseudococcidae.